CCCAUUGGCUGCUGCCGCUCGCGGCUUCGGCGGGCGGGGAAGCUGAGAGAGCUCUAAAGCGUCAGUGUUUCCGAGAGCGGCGAGUCCUGUCUGGGUCUGACGCGUCUGGGGUCUGACGCGUCUGGGAUACGCAUCACUCCUCGCUUCUUUCCAGGGGGAAAAAUAUGGAAGGCCUGCCUGAUGCUGCUGCUUUUGCAACUAAACUUAAAAAUACUCUCAUCCAAUACCAUAUCAUUGAAGAUGAUAAGUGGCGAGUCGCAAAGAAAACGAAAGAUGUAACAAUUUGGAGAAAACCUUCAGAAGAAUUUAAUGGAUAUCUUUUCAAAGCUCAAGGUGUUAUAGAUGAUGUUGUCAAUAGUAUAAUAGACCAUAUACGCCCAGGUCCCUGUCGCUUGGAUUGGGACAGCUUAAUGACUUCAAUGGAUAUUUUGGAGCACUUUGAAGAGAAUUGCUGUGUGAUGCGUUACACUACUGCUAGUCAGCUUUGGAAUAUCAUUUCUCCAAGAGAGUUUGUUGAUUUCUCCUAUACUGUAGGCCAUAAAGAAGGGCUUUUAUCCUGUGGGAUAAGUCUUGACUGGAAUGAAAAGAGACCAGAAUUUGUUCGUGGAUAUAACCAUCCAUGUGGUUGGUUUUGUGUUCCACUUAAAGACAAUGCAAACCAGAGUCUUUUGACAGGCUAUAUUCAGACGGAUCUGCGCGGGAUGAUUCCUCAGUCUGCAGUGGAUACAGCCAUGGCAAGCACUUUAAUCAACUUUUAUGGAGACUUACGAAAAGCCUUACAAAAAGCAUAAUGUGUUUGAACUUGUAGCACUAUGGUCCCCUAAAUCAACUCUUUCUCUCAAACUACGUGGCCUGUAAAAAUCAUUCUUACCUCUCUUCUGCAUAGCCUGUAAAAAACUUUGAGAUGUUUUUGGUUGAUUUUAUUCCUAAACUAAAUAGUUAUUUAAGAUAGGGCAUUUCAGUUUUCUUACAGUUAUUUGCACAUUGUUUGGUAUAGCAAUGUGUCUAGGAAUGGAGAAUAUGACAGAAAUCCACCAAGAUGUAGAUGCCAGUUCUUUGACCUAAACUCUUAAGAAAUUGAAUAGUGCCUCAGUGUGAAUUUUUUGGCUGUUUGGAAAUUGAGAAAGCACAAGCUUCAUACUGUUAGGUUAAAAUCAUUUAUUUUAGAGCUUUAUGAACAUUUUAUAUAAGUUCUAAUUUUUUUGGAGGUUAAAUGUUAGUGCUUUACUUUUGGUAUGCUCUAAGAGUUUGCCAAUAUCUUGUACUAAAGAAAAAGCUCUUCUCUAUAUUUGAUAAAGAUAAACUUCAUUGUCAGUUGACUUACGCUACUUUAAGUUUUGAAAAUACCAGAAAUAAGAAGAGAAUAGAGUAUCAUAGAAACUAUGGAUACAAUACAAAUGCAGUUCAGUUUUGAUACCUAGAUUAUUUUGUGGGUGUCUUUAAAAAUAUAGUUGUAUCUUUAUGUGCAUUUAUUUUGGGAGUCUUAAAACAUUUAAACAUGAAUAAGACAGUACAAAAACCUGCCUAUUGUGUGCUGGGGUCACCACGUUGAUUGGGCAGUAGUCUGGGUUGUGUGAAGUGGCUGGUGGUAUCCUGUAUUCAACAACAGAGAAUCAUCUCUACAAAGUCAGUUCAGUGAAUGUUCUGUGUAUGUUUCAGUUUUAAAAGUAUCACUCAACUCAUAAACUAUUACUAACUACUUCAUAAACAUUUACAAUUGUGAUGUAACCUCAGUCUGCAACUAUAACAAAUGUAUUCAUAGAUUUAUCUAAAUGCCUGAGUUAUUUUAUAACUAGAAUGGAUCAUAAUAGGUCCUUGAUUUUUAUGGCUGCCUUAAACGAACAUUCCUAAAUGAUUUUAACGUUCCAAAUGACUCUUUGACUUUUGAACUAUCUACCUAGUUUACUUCUAAAAUUAGAGCUUGAGGCAAUUCAUUGUGUUUAUGCAAAUUUUUAUAUGUGUUUAUGUUUGUAUACAUGCAUACAUCUUGAAAUCUAUUUCAUUGUUCAGUGUGAAUUCUUCCUGUGUUAUUACUGUUCCCAUUGUUUUCUUCUUCUUUUUUUUUUUUUUUAAUAUGGGGUAAAGUGAGCUCUGGAAAUAUGUGCUAGAGAAGCCACAAAAAGCACAAGAAUAUAUAGUGAGUGGUUCAAGUCCAUGAAGGUUUAAUCUGUGUUUUACUUUAAUGUGUUUUCCUGAGUGAAAAGAAAGUGUGAAUUAUAGUUCUUUAAACCUAUUUUGAUGAAGUGAAAAAAUGUAGAACUAGUUUUUGGUUUUAUUUUUAUUUUUUUGCUGUUAGAGAUAAUGAUGUUCAAAACAAACAAACAAACAAACAAAAAGGUAGUAGCACCAGAGUAUCCAUGGUGAAUAAUCUCACAGUGUUUAGAUUGAAAAUAAUUUGUUCCAAAGUCUGACAGAACAAUUCAUAAAUGAUCCUGUAUUCUUAACUUGAAAUUUAUUAAUCACCAAUAUUCUUUUCUAAAUUGACUGUAACUUUUCAGUUGCUGGAUUUGUCUGCUACUUUUUUUUCUCCUUGCAAUAGGAAAAGAAAACAGCAGUUUAGCUUUCAGUUUCCUAUGGAAAUUGUUUAUUAAUUUGUCUUCAUGUCUUUUCUUUUAUUUGGUUUUAUUAGUGUAGGGUAGGAAGUUUCUUAUAUUCCAGCAUACUAACUGAGAUGAGGAAAUACCAGUAGAUAUUCAAUUAUAAAGUGCCUAGACUGGGUAAAGGGAUUUGUGACAGUAUUGUACAUUUACAAGGGCUAUCAAUGCCUGGUCUGGGUUUCUCUAAAGGCAAAUAAACUUCGACUCUCAGCUACUCUAAUGUUCCCUUUGUCCUUUUCAGUUUACACCUCCAAUUAGUGGUUCCAUAAUCCAUUAUUGAAUUUGUGGACCCUCUGCAGGUAGAAGGAUACUCAGAAAAUUUUUAAUUGCAAUAUCGAGUCAUACGGUGGAUUGACAGUUAUAUUUGAAUUACCUGAAAUUUAUAUGCAUCUUCUAGAUGGCACUUUAGUGCUGCUAGGCUCUAGCUGUGUACUUAAAAAAAAAAAAAAACAAAAAAAACCCAAAAAACAACUCAGGUUUAUU
Pteropus alecto (black flying fox) is the source of this 3080-nucleotide messenger RNA. It is a transcript of the gene STARD4, whose product is annotated as StAR related lipid transfer domain containing 4. Bases 165 to 791 code for a protein of 208 amino acids. Lineage: Eukaryota; Metazoa; Chordata; Mammalia; Chiroptera; Pteropodidae. The transcript has 6 exons. Gene Ontology annotation, biological process: cholesterol transport involved in cholesterol storage; intracellular cholesterol transport; cholesterol import. The record is from RefSeq and is a predicted model, not a curated record. Gene Ontology annotation, cellular component: cytosol; endoplasmic reticulum. Gene Ontology annotation, molecular function: cholesterol binding; cholesterol transfer activity.